UCAGAGAAACUCCAGACAGAGCUGGCUUCCUCAAGGGUGAUUGGACCUUCCCAGCCCAUCCUUGUCCGAGUCGGAGAGAACAUAGAAAUAACAUGUCACCUGUCACCUGAAGCUGACGCUCAGAGCAUGGAGGUGAGGUGGGUCCGGUCCCACUACUACCCCGCAGUCCACGUGCAUGUGGGCGGGGCCCACUCAGCGGGAGAGCAGAUGGCAGAAUACAGAGGGAGGACUGUGGUGAUGAACGAUGCAGUCCACGAGGGAAAGCUGACCCUGCGGAUACACGAUGCCCGAACUUCAGAUGAUGGGAAGUACCGGUGCCUUUUCGGAAAAGACAAUGUCUACCAGGAGGCCCGUGUGGAUGUGCAGGUGAUGGCGGUGGGCUCCACCCCGCAGAUCACCCAGGAGGUCCUGAAGGAUGGAGGCUUGCAGCUGAGAUGUACAUCAGAUGGGUGGUUCCCACGGCCCCAGGUGCAGUGGAGGGACAGAGGCGGAAGGGCUGUGUCAUCGGUUUCCGAGGUCUUUCAUCAAGGGAGCCAGGGGCUGUUCCAGGUGGAGACGCUCCUGCUGGUCACAAAUGGCUCAGUGGUGAAUAUGACCUGCUCCAUCAGCCUCCCUUGGGGCGAGGAGAAAGCUGCAUGGUUUUCCCUCUCAGACUCCAAGAUAGCUUUGUUAUGGAUGGCCCUGCCUGUUCUGGUGCUGCCUCUUGCCAUGGCUAUUGAUCUGUUGAAGGUGAAGCGCCAUCGGAAAGACCAGAAACACCACAACAAUCAGCUGGGGACCACCCUCACCUGUGCACAGCCAUUUUAUGCCAUCGCCUUCUGGACCCGUCGUGAACCGGCCUUGUCCUUCCCCCCUGGAGAUGAAGGCUCUCCAGCCAUCCCUCAAGCUGCCUGUCUGUUCCCUCUGCUCCUCCUGGUGUCCACCGGAGUCUCAGGAGAUGACCUCAAGGAUGACUUGGGUGAGUGUGACUUCUCCUCCCUCUCUGUAGCAUUUGCUUCUCUUUAUCACCACUCUGGCUGGCCGUUCACCGAAUGUUAUUUCUUUCAGAUCAGCGAUCAGCAGAAGGCACUGUACAGAAAAGAUUGGAAGAAAGCCCUGCUGUACCCUGACUGGAGGAAGGAACUGUUCCAGCUGGCUCCUGUGAAGAUAAAUCAUGAAGUGCCUGACCAGGACAAAUCUGGCCCAAAGACAGAAAAGAGCGGCAGAGAGGAGACCCCAGAGCCAUCUCUCAGCAACCCUCAAGGAGACCACAGCAUCAUCACGCUGUACCAGGAAGGCUUCGUGUUGGGGAGAUACUACUGGGAAGUGGAUGUCGGGGACACUGAGGAAUGGACACUAGGUGUUUAUGAAAUGUACACUCAGGAUGCACCAUCCAAAGAAUCACUGAAGAAAUUCAGAGUCUUGAAGAAGAAGGGAGAUGAAUACAGGGCUCUUACCUUCUCUUCCCAAAACGUUUCUCUGGAAGAGCCUCUGCUGCUGGAGACGUGAUCACUGGAGAUCACAAUCUUCCUGGAUCAAGAGGACAAUGACCUUUCUUUCUACAACAUGACUGAUGAGACCCACAUCUUCUCCUUCGCCCAGGCCAGUUUCUUGGGAUCGCUCUAUCCUUACGUCACGCGUCACGCCAGGGACCACUCUCCCUCACACAGUCCCAAGUGAGGCACACAGAGAACUCAGUGGGUGGCUGCCGCAGCAUGUCUGCAAACUCCAGGACUCUGGUCCUCCUGGGCAGGCACAGGGAACUCUGGCUGGGAGGCGCCUUGCCUGAGACUCCAUGAGCCUCUGUGGCCAGUUUCUGGACAUCAAGAUUCUCAGACUAUCAGCAGAAAAGACAGCUGUGCUUUGCAUGGUGUUACGAUUGUUAACAGUCUUCCUUUUUGAUAUAAAUCUGUUUAAUCAUUCCUAAGAUGAUUGAAUCCACGAUUUCCUGAAUCUGAUAGCACAUCUGCUCCCUGCUUAUACAC
Molecule: messenger RNA, 1964 nt
Organism: Myodes glareolus (Bank vole)
Lineage: Eukaryota; Metazoa; Chordata; Mammalia; Rodentia; Cricetidae
Source: RefSeq, a predicted model, not a curated record